UAUCGAUGCACCCUCCAUUUACAGCAUUGGACUGGUGGUGGAGACAUUUACUCAUCAUCUUGAAGGAUGGCGUCACUGGUAUUGGUUGUAAUCGUGACAUUAGCAUGCAUUCAAGUUCAAGUGAAAGCUUGGUAUUUUAUGGACAGUGAAUGUGGUGAAGUCAUCAGCUUGACAGCUAGUGACCCGGAUGGUGUGUUGUAUACGAGUGCAUCACUCUAUUACGAAGAUAAUAUGAAUUGCAAUGUAACCAUAACAGCUCCAGAGGGCCAGAAGAUUUUACUCAUCUUUGUGAGCUUUGAGGUGGAUACGGGUAGUACGUCAACGUGCUCCGAUGCCGAUGCGCUGUCCAUCUGGGAUGGGAGUCUCGACUCUGGCAGUUGGUUAUCGCCGACAGACGGGUUAUGUGGUGAUCUCCUCAACGUACCAAGCUAUGGUUAUGCCACAUCGACUAAUGAAACUGUCCUCUAUUGGACUACAGACAACAGCGACAAUUCGUAUGGAUUUAUCAUUAAUUUCAAUCUAUAUACAUCGACCCCCUGUGAUGCGACCACGGAGUUUGCAUGUUCCAAUGACAGAUGUAUUCCGAGUGAGUUGAAAAAUAAUUUACGGGACAACUGUGGUGACUUGAGUGACGAACCCGAAGUACUCAGCUUCUUUGGUAAGUUCCUAGCAAUGGGACUGGGAAUUGUGAUUGGAAUUAUCGUCGCCAUCGUCAUAGUCUGCAUUUGCUGUGUAGUUGGCUGCAUCUGCUGCUGUGUCAAGUGCGGUAAAAAGUAGUCUAUCGGGAAACAAAUAAUAUUGAUUUUGUUCUAAUUCAUGACAACGUGCGUUUCCCGUAACUUACGC
This is a messenger RNA of Saccoglossus kowalevskii, 846 nucleotides long. Its product is annotated as CUB and sushi domain-containing protein 2-like. Lineage: Eukaryota; Metazoa; Hemichordata; Enteropneusta; Harrimaniidae. The record is from RefSeq and is a predicted model, not a curated record. Gene Ontology annotation, molecular function: protein binding.